ACACAACACGCAAAGUCUAUCAGAAAAAAUUGGUUGUACUGAUGGGAGGUACAGUGGAAGAAACAGUAACGUACAAUGGCGACGUAGAUCAAGAAGAGUACUCAGACAGUGAGGAGGAAGUUGUAGAAGAACCACAGAAGAGCGUGCCAUCCACAUCACAACAGUCAGUACCCGUCAGCCUUCCAGUGCAACCGGAGGUCCGCAAACGAACCCUUAUCAGCACAGAGUCAGAGAGAACCGACUUGGUGUUUGACCCUGAACUGCACACUCCUUCUCCACGACGCUCUCUCCGCACUGUCACUUCCACCUGUACGUCGUCUGAAAGCUACACAUCACGGAAGUUUGUCAACAAUGGAAGAAGUGGGCUUGUACGAGAAAGUGUUGCAAAAUCGGUGGAAGAGGAACCCAGUGCUGGCAGUGGUGGCAAGUUGGCUGCGACAGUUCGGUUGUUAGUCAAGUUGAUCUUCUUAGCCCUCAUUCUUGUUGCUCUUCUCUUUGGAUACCAGUAUCUUGAGAACAACCCCACGGAGAGUCCUUUCAAGCCUAUAGAACAGUUGGCUAGACAAGCUCUGGAAGCUGCUGUAGGAGAAGAGGCAGCUAAGGUGGAGGAACCUGUACCAACCCAAGAGGAGGUCCCGCCUGCUCAAUCCUAAAGAUCUCUGGUACCUGAUACCAUCCAAACCAUGACCACGUAUGCAUCCUGCCGAAACCCCCUGCCCACAGUCCCAUGAACAGACCUGGAUAUUUUUUUACUGAUAAAAAGAGGAAAGGAAAAACAACAACAAUAAUUGGCUGCUCUUGUUUGCCAGGUUUAGUGCAGAAAGUUGCUGUAACCUCUAUCUUUACUUGAAUUAUUCUUUUAAUGGGAAAUGAAUAGUGCUAUAUUAAAGAGUUCUAGAGAAGCUGUUUGUUUUAGUUAGUGCAGCAGAGCACAUAUAAGUUAGACCAGGAUUGGGUGCUAAUGUUUCCUCCAUCUUUUGAAGUCUCAUAGUCAACUAAUUAUUUUUUAGCUCACUUGUUAUAAGUUCAUACUCAACUUAAUUAUAGGUUAGCAUCACAAAAGGGAUAGUAUGAAAACAAAAGGCAUUUGAAGGUUUUUAUUAAAUAAAGAAAAAGAAAUUGCCUCUUUUGUUCUCUUGUUUUCCAUUAAAUGGAUUCAUAUAAGCCACUGACAUCAGUGAUGCCAUUUGUGGUGCCAUUCUAAGCAUUAAUAGAUUGUCACAAUGGAAACUUUUUGUUGUUCUAGCAAUAUUCUAAUUUUCUCUUCCCAAUUGGGUUAUAUAGCUGUUUUAUACACAUUUGUUUGUUAUGAUCUCCAACUGCUCAUUUUAUUUCUUUCUUAGCCAGAUAUCUGUUGAACAUGAAUGAAAAAUAUACUGACAUUUUUUCCCCUCACUUUAUAUAUAUCUUGUUUGUUUUAUUCAGUUGCAUCCUUAUUCAAAUUGUGCUUAACAUCUUUCAAAACCAGUUACUGAUGGUAAUGAUAGACCUUGUAUAGAAAAGUUAAAUUUGAGGGACCGGAUACCAGGAUGUGGGAAAUGGAUUUUUUUAUUUUUUGUUUUUUGUGCUCAAAGGUUGCCCUUAUUAGAAAUUAGCCAAUUUUUUACCCACAGGGAGCAAAGGCUCUAUGUUAGUUUCAGUAAUAUGGUGUGUGUGUGUGUGUUUAUCUAUAUAUUUUAUAGCACUUGUAGAAUGAUGUACAAGUUUUGCAUUAAUAAAGAAAAAAAAAAAAUCUUUUCUAAAAAUAACUUAAUGCAUGCUUUCUAUACACCCGUACAAUACUAGUUUAUAAAUUAAAAAUAUGAGAGUACAAGGAAUGUAUCCUGCUAUUCUUUUUAUUUUAAUUGUUCAAAGUUGCACAAAGAUUCAUUAUGGAUUAUUUCCCCUGUGGCAAAAGUUUAAUCGAAUCAGCAUGAUCUUGACCUUCACUUUAUAGGAAUUUUUGUUGCAAUAUUGUAUAGAGUGAGCCAUUGCAUAAUUGCAUAACCUGGAAUAAAUGGAUUAUUAUUACUAAGGAUUACAAGUUUUAAGACUAGUACUCCUAUCCUUUGUCCCAUAAAAUGUAUUAUUCUCCUGUAUGUUGUCCGGAGAUUAAAGUGUUGAUAAUUUGUAAGGUGUUUGUUAUUUAUCGAAGUUCUUAAUUUUAUUUUAGUUUCCUUUUAAUUGCCUCUUAGCUUGGGCCUUAUGAUGUAUAGUGUUAUCUGAUAUGGCUUUAAAUUGAUUGGAAAGUUGACUACAUAUCAAAGGCCAGAUUUUGUGACUAGUAAUUAGUAAUUGUAUCAUCAGAUUCUUUAACAUAAAUAAUUUAAUAUAAA
Messenger RNA from Penaeus chinensis, 2315 nucleotides. RefSeq names its product emerin homolog 1-like. Gene Ontology annotation, molecular function: DNA binding. NCBI's taxonomy places the organism in Eukaryota, Metazoa, Arthropoda, Malacostraca, Decapoda, Penaeidae. The record is from RefSeq and is a predicted model, not a curated record.